Messenger RNA from Syzygium oleosum, 654 nucleotides. RefSeq names its product HMG1/2-like protein. Lineage: Eukaryota; Viridiplantae; Streptophyta; Magnoliopsida; Myrtales; Myrtaceae. The transcript has a single exon. The record is from RefSeq and is a predicted model, not a curated record. The coding region runs from base 112 to 546 and encodes 144 amino acids.
UCCCCGCCUGCUCGCAAACCCUAGAAAUCCUCUCGUCUCCGAUUCUCCCACCCUCUCUCUUCUUCCCCCUUUCUCUCCAAGGCGCACAUCCUCGACGCGGAUUCUGACUACAUGGCCAGCAAGACCUCCUCGUCGGCGAGGGGAGCCGAUGGAGCGCUCCCGUUGGCGGAGAACAACAGUCGCCCAGAGGUGCUUGACCCACGGAAGGAUAUCUCGAAGAAGAGAAAAGGAGGCACCAGCAGCUCUGCUCCUGCGGUGCUAGAGCGUCCUCCUCCCCCGGCUUUUGCCAUUUUUAUGUGUGAUUUCAAGAGGAGCAAGGAAUGCGAAUCUGUCGUCGAAAAAGCUGCAGAGGAUAAAUGGAACUCGAUGUCUGCAGCUGAGAAAAGUCCAUUUGUAAAAAAAGCCUCGGAUAUGGUGGCAGCCUUCGACAGAGUUGUGGAAUUCUAUAAAAUGAUUACGAAUGCCCCGAAAGCAACGGCAGCAGCUGCUCCUCCUACGGAAGAAAAACUCUCAGAAGCAGCUACAACUGGUGGUCCAAUGGAGUAAUGAACUUCUCAGAAGUUUAUCCUUUGCUUUGCACGUUUUGAUAUUAUAUAGGUAGCUUAUAUGGCGACUCGUAUUUUCAGCCUCUUAACAAAAAAAAUAGGUUCUUGA